AUGGAUUAUGUUGAUGAUUACGAUAAUGACAAGGAAGAGGGUACUGAUAAACAUUGUGAUAAUGACGUUAAUGAGAAGGAGGAACAUUAUAACUACGUUGAUGAUGGUGAUAAUGAUAAGGGAGAGGGUAUUGAUGAUCAUGUUGAUAAUGAUAAGGGAGGUAAUAAUUAUGAUCAUGUUGAUAAUGAUAAGGGAGAGGGUAUUGAUGAUCAUGUUGAUAAUGAUAUGAGAGAGGGCACUGAUGAUCAUGUUGAUAAUGAUAAGGGAGAGGGUACUGAUGAUAAUGUUGAUAAUGAUAAGGAAGAUGGUAUCGAUGAUCAUGUGGAUAAUGAUAAGGAAGUGGGUACAGAUGAUCAUGUUGUAAAUGAUUAUGGAUGGGGCUCUAAUGAUUAUGUUGAUAAUGAUCAGGGAAAGGGCGCGGUUGAUCAUGUUCAUUAUGAUAAGAAAGAGAGUACUGAUGAUUAUGUGGAUAAUGAUAAGGGAGAGGGUACUAAUGAUCAUGUUGAUAAUUGUUAG
Molecule: messenger RNA, 516 nt
Organism: Dreissena polymorpha
Lineage: Eukaryota; Metazoa; Mollusca; Bivalvia; Myida; Dreissenidae
Product: prostatic spermine-binding protein-like
Exons: 2
Coding region: 1-516 (171 amino acids)
Source: RefSeq, a predicted model, not a curated record